AUGCGCAUUAGGUCUACCCGGCCAGUGGGGGGGAUCAGUCUCGCCCACCGGCCGGCGAAAUCACUAGGAGGAGCGGCGGCGGCGGCGAAGGAAGAAGCAGUGACGUGGGACAUGUCGCUGCCUCAGGUAAGUAACUGAAGGGGUUUUCACCCCUUCAGCUACCGGGGGAUGGGAGGUGGGAGGGAGAGGGGACCUGCAGUGCACUGGAGUUUCCCUUUAAUAUAAGAAAGGCUCCAUUUGGUAAAAUAAUAUGGUAUGCAGGGAUUUAAAGUGGCACUGUCACGCUGUACUCUUUUUCUUUCCUACUCUUUUUUUUUUUUUUUUUUUACCUAUUUCUAACUAAAUACAUAAGACAAAACAGGGACUGCACAUAUAUACUUCUAUCACCAUGACUACUUAAAAUCACUAAAGUGGUCAUGGCGGUUGGUGUUAUCCUUUAAUGGAUGUUCAAUGGCGCACACACACUGGCACAUAGUCACUAAUGCCCACACAUGCACACAUUCACAAAUGCUCAUUAACAGACAAAGAUACUCCUGCUGUAUCCCAUACAAACACUGGCACGCAAUCACCAAUGCACAGAUACUCAAUGACAUACACUGGCACACACACAUACACACUGCGACCCAUACACUGGAACACAUUGAUCCAUGCUAACACAUACAGUGUCUGUGUGUGACACACACCUCUCCCCUCCAGCCGCUGAGAAAUGAGGACAUUAUCCCGACAGAUUUCAGGUCUGUGACUUCUGCGAGGAGCGCCUGACUUCCACCACUUGCUUGAUUUCGCUCUCUUUCUCUCUCUCUGUAAAAACUCUAAGAUACUGAGAAACUCCUAGCAAGAAAAGAAACUGAGUGGUUCAUAGAUAAAAAAAACGAUUACACCAUUAGGUCUUAACGUAGAUUUAGACCUAAGUCUUUAUGGAUUAGAACUGUGUUUUUUUUAGAUAUUUUUAGUAGUCCUUACUUUUUUUUUAAAUAUAUUUUUACAUAUUUGUUUCUUCUGGCAAAACCUUAUAACAUUUCUCCAUUUUUUUUUCUAUAUAGGUAUUUUUGUCUUUUUUUAUAGGCAUUCAGUCACCUUUGAUCUGAUAAAAAAAUUUUUACCCAGGUUUUGGUAUUUUUAUUUUAUUUAUCUAUGGCCGUGUCAUUAUCUUCAUCAGCGGAGAUGCCUUCUAAUAUAUUACUAGGUUAUAUAUGUGAUUUUAUUUCCUUCUGAAAUGAUAUACAAAUGAUUCAGAUAUGUAUCUGUAUGUAUAAAUUAUUUGUUGUUUUUUUUUUAUAGAGAAACUGUAUUUCCUACUCUAUGGAUACUACCAUUGAGUUAUACUACAAAAUGCCGUUUAUGCUAAGCUUUUUGUCUAUUUUUAUUGUUUACUUCUAUUGUUUACUUUGCCCUUUAUGCAUCUUUUUGCUGUAUAUAUAAAUGAUGUUCCCCAUAAUGAUUGUCUGAAAAUAACAUAUCCGACUUUCGGCUUGAUUCCAAGCCCAGUAUGCUGAUUAUAUGCGUACUGGUGCGGGUGCAAGUUAAAGCACAAAGCAAUAAUAAAGUUGAUUGUGUGUUCCAAAAUGGACAGCACACGCAUACGCAGUGGGGCAGACGAGAGCGUCUUAGUAUUUAAAUCGAGAAGAUCAGAAGGGAACAUCAGGCUCUUGAGAAAGUCCGAACAGACGAAACGCGUCGAGUAAGCAGCAUUCUACCACAAAGAAAGAGGCUGGUAUUGGGAGCUUGUCUUUUCAUCUACAUCACAACGAUCUACCUCACCAUUGUACAUGGCUGGACUGAACUAUCUGACUGAUCUAUAGAGGUACCCACGGCCCCUUCUAAAGACUGGGAAUUAAGCCCCCCUACUUGAGGCUUAAAAAGCUUUUGUGCACAAACAAGAAGUAUUUUUUUGUGCCACUCUCUUUGUGAGUUUGUUUUUUAUUGUUAUUUAUAUAAAUUUUAACCAUUAAAUACUUCACUAUGUAUGUUUAUGUUUCUUUUUACAUGUCAUCUCUGCUGUCCAAGUGAUAAUUAUAACCCACAUAUCUGUGAUAGUGGCGCCCUCACCUGUAUAUCUAUAUAUCUUAUAUGUGUACACCUUUUGUAUCUACUGGUGCACAAAGAUACUCCUGCUGUAUCCCACACAAACACUGGCACGCAAUCACCAAUGCACACAUACUCAAUGACAUAAACUGGCACAAAUACAUACACACUACGACCCAUACAAAUACACUGGCACACAUUGAUCCAUGCAAACACACACAGUGUCUGUGUGUGACAAACCCCUCCUCCCCCCAGCUGCUGAGAAAUGAGGACAUUAUCCUGACAGAUUUCAGGUCUGUGACUUCUGCGAGGAGCGCUCGGCUUCCACCACCUGCUUGCUCUCGCUCUCUUUCUCUCUCUCUGUAAUUUUUCUUAUUUAUUUUUUUUAAUAAUUUUUAUAUUUUAGAUAUUUUUUGGAGCCACAUGGGGCCCGGGUCCAUUACAGGUGUAUACCUCUAUUCCCCCCUCCACCUCCAAUGGUGGCCAAAAUAACAAGACCCUCCAGGUUGACCAAAUGUUCCUUGCAUUAAGUGUGAUUUGUAUUUCCGUAACUAUUUCAAAAUGGAAUGGUUGUGUUUUAGGAUUGACCUAUACGGCUUCCCUUUCAUUAAUUAAUGAGACAUAGAUAAUAAUCAGCCACCAACAUCCAAUAACUAAACAAAAUGAUUAUCUAUAUAGGUGAGAAACAUGAUUGUUCACAGCUCAAAAUGUACACUUGCAAAGUGAGGAAAGUAAAUUGCUUUUUAUUGUAUCUUAUGCAACCUUCCCAGUCAAUCUCUGUGUCUGAGAAAAAUUAUCACGCAUAGCAAGCCAUUCUUUAUAAAGAACAUUUAAAAAUAAACCUGUCAAAUCCGUUAUAUAAUCUAAGGGAACAUGUUCAGUUUGUAUUAAGCUUUCAUAGUCAGAAUUAGACACAAUUUAAAAUUUAAAAAAAAUAUAAAAAAAUGUCUUAAUCAUUUUAAUAGCUGCUUAACAUUGUCCAACGCAGAUAAAACAUAUGUGGACUACACGUAAGCUCACGUUCAGUGCUAGUCCAUGUGGUCUGUGUUCUGGUUGGUUGCUGAAAUCACGUGUCGUCAUCAGAUAGUUUUUAUUAAACAAUAACCAUCACUAAGACCUAAGAAAAUAAUCAAGCAAGUCCAAGGUGGCCACUUCCACUCAGAAGCACUGACAGGUCUCAAUUGUUUAUUAUAACAGACCUUCUAUAACUUUAGCUUCGAUUUAACAAGCUUUCCGAAUUAUUCACUAAUGUUAGAAAAACUUUCUAAGUCACUUAUCUACAGAAAUCACCAUUAAUGUCUAUGGGAAUUAGUGUUAAUAAAUAAUUUGGCAGGUUUUUCCAACAGCAUUGAAUCAUUUGGAAAUCUUAAAAGUUGAUAGUUUAAUAAAAAAAUAAUAUUAAGCUGUUGGAAGUAAUUUUAAAGUGACUGAUGUCGAAAAUGUUAACUGACAGAUUAAUAACAGUUUUACUUCACAGGACCAGUAUAGACACCCAUGGCCCAGACCACUUCAUUUCAAUAAAAAGUGGUCCUGUGCAUUGAGUCCUGCAAUGUAAGACAUUCCCAUAUUGUGGAUACAGCAAUGUUUACACUGCAUGGCUAAGCACGCCUCUAGUAGCCAUCUUCCUGACAAUCACUAAAAGAUGCAUUUGCGGCAAUAACCAAGUUUAACGUCUUGUACUUUUAUCCGGCUCCCGAAGCCGCCGCACCGCUCUCCCGCAUUCAGCCGACACAGAAUGUUUGUGCACUAAAUUCCUGCAGUCAACUCCAAAUACUUGCGCGCCACUACUCUUCGGACAUUGCUCUGACAUCAAUGAAGACACGGAACGCUGACGGUCUGCUGUAUUUAUGCCCUUGAUGAAGCCUAAUCUUUUCUGGGCAAACAUCUAUCACUCAUUUACACACAAUUAGUGUAUUAUUGUUCCUCAGCCAAUGAGUGCCUACCAGAGGCUGAUUCAGCCACUUCCUUGCCCUGUCAUGGUCUCAGCAGCCCAAGAGUGCAUUCUCAUGUAGUGUGUUUUCUGGUUUUGACUUGGCUUUGAAAUUUAGACUUUUUAUCUCUAAAAUCCUAGACCCUGGCUCAAUGUACUUGUCUAUUUUACGCUCUACAAUCCUUGAGCUUGGCCUGUUUCUUAUUAUCCUUGUUUUCUCUCUGGACUAUAUUCUAUUCUCCUUAUGUUAAAGUGGCACUAGUGACGGCUGCAGAGAAAUUAAGCUCUUUCUCGCGGGAUCCUCCAUAGACCUCAAUGAGAGAUGCCAACUCCUGGCAGUUGAAGUGCCAGGAGCAGAAGGAAGAGGAUGGAGGCGCCUGCGAGGGACAGGUUCAGCUACAUAAAACUCACCUUCACCUACCCACUCUGGCAACCGAAUCUCAAUGUCAGCGUUAGAAUGGGAUACCAUUGCCUUUUUGUUUGCGCUUUGGAGUAGUACCUUGACAUAGGUCAUGUGACAUUGGAUGUCAAAAGUCAUCAAAAGCUGAUAAUAGCUUUGGAUUCAAUAGCAUUAGAUUCAAUGCUUCCCUAUGAGAAGCAUUUGAUUGGAUAAGCGCAUGUUUCUUGAACCCAAUUCUUCUUUAGGAGAAGUAUUGGAUUGGAUGAGAACAUGAAAAUGAGACAGCAUUCAGAAAGAUGUCAUCAGAGGCGGAGCAGGCGGCUGCAUGGAGUGAGCUACAGCACUAAAAAAAAAAAAAGGGUUGCAGCUGAGGGGCCGGUAUCCACAUCCACUGUUUGUUACAGUGGUGUCCAACCCGUGGCCCAGGAGCGCUAGCAGUGCGGCCGGGUGGCAAGGGAGCCCAUUACAGUCUGUGCUCCUCCUGGACAGCUUCCUCAUGCGUCCUGCAGUGAGCCGGCCACCGGGAUAUGAUAUCAUCCCGUCAUCGGCAUCACUGCUGGGCGCGCAAGGGACCUCGGCAGGAAGAGCACAGAGGUGCCAGCCCAGCAGCAACCACUGGCCACCAGGGACAGAGAAUUCAUUCUAGCCCUCCCAGAGCUAGGUAGGGAGGCUGGGUGGACCUCGUUAGUACUAAAUGUUUGUGUAUGUGAUUUAUAUUGUGUAUGGAGUGGGGGUUGUCUGUGAUUAUGCAUUUGUAUGUAUGUGAUUGUGUGUAUAGGUGUAUGUAUGUAAAUGUGUGUUUGUAUGUAUGUAAGCACAGACCUAUACAACCACUGGCCACCAGGGUCUGUGAAUGUGUGUGUGUAUAUAUAUAUAUAUAUAUAUAUAUCUGACUGUGUGUAUAGGUCUGUAAUUGUGUGUUUGUGUGUAUAUUUGUGAUUAUGUGUAUAGGUCAGUGAUUGUGUGUGUACAUCUGUGAUUGUGUGUGUGUAUAUAUGAGACUGUAUGCAUAGGUCUGUGAUUGUGCGUGUGUAUAGGUCUGAGAUUGUAUGUGCAUAUGUGGGUCUGUGAUUGUGUGUGUGUGUAUGUCUGUGUGUGCACAUACAGGGAGUGCAGAAUUAUUAGGCAAAUGAGUAUUUUGACCACAUCAUCCUCUUUAUGCAUGUUGUCUUACUCCAAGCUGUAUAGGCUCAAAAGCCUACUACCAAUUAAGCAUAUUAGGUGAUGUGCAUCUCUGUAAUGAGAAGGGGUGUGGUCUAAUGACAUCAACACCCUAUAUCAGGUGUGCAUAAUUAUUAGGCAACUUCCUUUCCUUUGGCAAAAUGGGUCAAAAGAAGGACUUGACAGGCUCAGAAAAGUCAAAAAUAGUGAGAUAUCUUGCAGAGGGAUGCAGCACUCUUAAAAUUGCAAAGCUUCUGAAGCGUGAUCAUCGAACAAUCAAGCGUUUCAUUCAAAAUAGUCAACAGGGUCGCAAGAAGCGUGUGGAAAAACCAAGGCGCAAAAUAACUGCCCAUGAACUGAGAAAAGUCAAGCGUGCAGCUGCCACGAUGCCACUUGCCACCAGUUUGGCCAUAUUUCAGAGCUGCAACAUCACUGGAGUGCCCAAAAGCACAAGGUGUGCAAUACUCAGAGACAUGGCCAAGGUAAGAAAGGCUGAAAGACGACCACCACUGAACAAGACACACAAGCUGAAACGUCAAGACUGGGCCAAGAAAUAUCUCAAGACUGAUUUUUCUAAGGUUUUAUGGACUGAUGAAAUGAGAGUGAGUCUUGAUGGGCCAGAUGGAUGGGCCCGUGGCUGGAUUGGUAAAGGGCAGAGAGCUCCAGUCCGACUCAGACGCCAGCAAGGUGGAGGUGGAGUACUGGUUUGGGCUGGUAUCAUCAAAGAUGAGCUUGUGGGGCCUUUUCGGGUUGAGGAUGGAGUCAAGCUCAACUCCCAGUCCUACUGCCAGUUCCUGGAAGACACCUUCUUCAAGCAGUGGUACAGGAAGAAGUCUGCAUCCUUCAAGAAAACAUGAUUUUCAUGCAGGACAAUGCUCCAUCACACGCGUCCAAGUACUCCACAGCGUGGCUGGCAAGAAAGGGUAUAAAAGAAGAAAAUCUAAUGACAUGGCCUCCUUGUUCACCUGAUCUGAACCCCAUUGAGAACCUGUGGUCCAUCAUCAAAUGUGAGAUUUACAAGGAGGGAAAACAGUACACCUCUCUGAACAGUGUCUGGGAGGCUGUGGUUGCUGCUGCACGCAAUGUUGAUGGUGAACAGAUCAAAACACUGACAGAAUCCAUGGAUGGCAGGUUUUGAGUGUCCUUGCAAAGAAAGGUGGCUAUAUUGGUCACUGAUUUGUUUUUGUUUUGUUUUUGAAUGUCAGAAAUGUAUAUUUGUGAAUGUUGAGAUGUUAUAUUGGUUUUGUGAUGGGAUUCCAGCAUGGUUAAAAUUUAGUAGGCCAAAAUCUCCAUGUGGCAUAUGUGUAUGUUGUGUCAGUUGGUUAGCUACAUGUAGCUAGGAUACUGUCAUCAGUGUACUGAGCAUGUGCAGGAAUGCAGGAACUGAAAUUGCACUUAUUUCCUUUGUCUUGGAUGAGCCAUGUGGUUUGACUAGAUGUACAAGUCUAUAUUCUGCUCAUUGAUUGGUCUGAGGAAUAUAGGAAGGGUUAUACUGUAUGGGAGGAGAUAUGCAGUUAACAAAAGUCCCAAGCCACAAGUAUAUGUCUCUCAGAAUGUUGGAACAGGAGUUCAUCUGAGACCCGAUCGGUAAUGUGAAUAAAGGCCUGUUACUUCCUGAAGACCUGUGUCCAAUAUUUCUGUGUUUGGCUUCUGCAUGCUUACACUGCAACAUUUCUGGUGCAAUUGGGCCGGGAACCUCAUCGCACGGAAGCUGGCACAGAGAUUUGAGACGGUAAACUUUUACCAAACCUUCUACGCUACAAUCCUGGACUUCUACUGCGUGGACCUCCUUUCGUCUCGGCGCCACUGGCCUUUUGUCCAGGAGAUCAUCGGCUUCUGCGCAGUGAGUCCCGGAUUGUUCCGUCUAUGAGUGAACCCAGGUCCAGUAAUUAACAGGUGAGAUUGAUACCGUUAGAGCGGUAGACCCACAAGGGGUUUUAUAUUUGGAACCGGUUAUUGGAAUCUGCCCUGUCCUUAUUGAUGGAAGAAGUGAAAGCGCAAAUCUUAUCUGGAAAUUAGACGCUCUGUAGUCAGCCCGUCUAAUAUAGGUGGUUUGGGUCAGACUGAGUUGUGGUGUAAAUAGCUCAUGUCGGACACCGGUGUCCUGUCUUGACUAGCGUAUCUAGGGUGUAAAUUUUGUUCGCUAGGUCGGGGGGACCGGGAGACUAGCAUACUCUGUUGUAUAUUAUAGUUUGCUAGAUUUCACCCUAUAUUAACUAAGUGUGCUCUGUUGUAAAUCCAGCCACUAGCUUAUUGAUAGUUUAAUAGACUAGCUGGGUACUGUGUAAAUUCUGCCCUCUAGUUCGCUAUACGUGGUGUCUGGGCAGCGAAGAACUUAUCGAAUCUCUGGUGUAUAAAUAGAUCGAAAGCUCUCGAGGUGCUGGCCAGUUAGAAUAGUUGGGAUUAUUGUAAAUGUUGUUAAAUAUAUUGUAGUUGGUGAAUUGGUUAACUUGUAUGUCCUACUAGAAAGUUAGAGCUCUGCUGUCUAGUGGGAGUGUAAAUUGUGUGUAUAACUGUAAAAUAGCGCACGGUACCAUAACUACUGACAUGUACCAUAACCACUGACAUUGUGUAAAAAUUACUAACAAUUGCUGUUUUAUGUUAUAUGUAUAAUACCAUAACUGUUACUAACUGAUCUGUGACUUUAAAACUGUAUUAUAACCACUUACUAACUGUACCAUAACCACUGACUGUAAAGAUGAGGUUACUAGAAUGUGAUAUAGUUGGUUAGUCAAGAGUUGAUUUAUAGUACGGAUAAUUGUAGAGAUGAAUUUGUUGAAAUGUUAUGUGAUCGGUUAGUUUAUAUGGAUUAAUAGCGUGGAUAGUUGUAUGGUUUGCAUAAUAGUUACAUUGAUAAGUGUAUAGUCUUUGGUGGGUUUUUUUUAUUUAAUUUCGUGUGUGCGACGUCGUGAUAUUGUUGAGCAUGUGAGGAUCCUGUGUGUGUGUUUGGGCCUAGUGACUGCGCAAUGUGUUGCUGGUGAUAAGGAGAUUGGUGUGACUGUUGAAACUGUGUGUAUAUUUGUACAGCUUUUUGAAUCAGAUGCUCUGUUGAAAUAAUCUUCUGAUUCACAAGGCUUUGUCUUGUAUGUUUAAAAAAAAAAAAAAAGGUAGGGAGUAGCUUGUCCUGGUGGCCGCAUGGCCUCUAUGUAGCAGUCUUCACUUAAAUUUAGUGCAGGGUGUACAUGUGGCUGUAACUAGUAGGCUGGAAUUCUAUGAUCAGUUUCUAUAUAUUGACUGUUGGAAACUGAUUGUUGAAGAAUUGCCUUGGUGAAUUAAAUUGUGUCAUAUGGGAAACAAUGUAGCCAUAUGGUGGUCAGAACUAAGGACUUAAUUACAACUGCUUUGGACAUCCCCUCCCCCCUGGCAUCUGAUUACCAACCCCCCAAACAUCCUCCAGAGCCAGAGUAGCCACGCCCAUUUCUUACUCCCAAAACUGGUAUAUAGUCAGUAUUUGCACUCCCCCUGCUCUACUGUCCCCGCCUACCCACAUACCUAUCUGUUCCUGUGUUUCAAACUCUUGUAUUUCUGUACUACCCCUCCCCCUAAUCAGUGAUCAAUGGUAUCAGAUGGUAUAUUGGUUUUUUUUAGUUACUGGAUGGGCCCCUCCCAGCUUUGUCCAAAAUGUCCCCUUUUUACUAAACUACAAACUGAAAUGUUUAAUUUACCUUAGAACUAAAGAUUUAAUCAAGCCUAGCUAGCAGGGUGGACAUUGAUUAAAAUAAGUAAUAAUAAAAUAGGACAUAAUUAAUUAAAGUCUAUUUGUUUCAUUUGACUUUAGGGAGGCACUCUAAGCCACCUACUGGCCAUCUUUGGGAGUUACAUUGAUAAUACAUUGUUUAUAACAGAUAGAUGUAGGAUUGCUUACCCUAUUUUAAUAUAUUUAUUGCUAUAAGGUUUUAUUUUAUGUAUAAAUAUAUUAAAAGUUGAGUUUUCUUAUUAGACCCAUAAAGAUUAUUUUGAUACAAUUACCCUCUGGUGACACCUACUGGUAGGUUUUUGGUUUAACACUUUAAAAAAAAAACAACGUUUUUUUAUCCACCAAAUGCUGACUAAUAAAAUUAGCUCACCCCCUUACACUUAUCUUACUACUCCUAGACUGGAACCUAUUAUUGGGCAGCCUUGCCGAAGUCCCAUAUUAGACACUGCUUGAGUCAAAUAGGUUGUAUACUCCCUUUAAUCCAGAGGCCCCUGAAAACUUCGAAUGAUAGACUCAGCAUUUGUCAGCCAGGCCCAAGGUGAUAGUAAAAGGAAAUUACAGAAAUUAGAGGGAUUUGUAGGGAUGUCCAUAAUACAGCUAAUGGAGAUUGCAAAUACAGUAUAUAUGAAUAGGGAGAUGGAGGAAGAACGUAAAAUGAGGAAAAAGGCAGAUAUGCUAGCGGUAGCUAUCUUAAGUGUAGAAAGACAGGGAAGUGAAUAGAGGAGACGAGAAUAGGCUGAGCAAGGGACUUUAAGUAGGAAUUAAUGUGCGUAUUGUAGAAAGGAGGGACAUUGGAAGAGUGAGUGUCCACAGAGAGAGUAGUAUGAAGGUGAUAGACAGGAGAGAGAAGGGUACGAGGAGGUUAUAGUGGUAGUUAUAGAGGAAGAGGAAGUUUUAGAGGGAAUGAUGGGAAUAGUAGAGGAAGUGUUCAAGGAGACAGAUACUAUCCACCCACGCAGAGACCUAGAGAAAGAGAGGAUAGAGAUUUUGUGGGUCUGGCUGACACUAUCAUGGAAGACUAUUGAUACCGACUGGGCUCCAUCCCACUUGGUCGAGCGGAGCCUAUGGUCGAUGUAGCAAUAGGGGGAAAGAGAAGUUCUUUCAUGAUCGACACAGGUGCUGAACAUUCUGUGGUGACUAAGAUGGUGGCUCCGCCUUCGGGGAAGACUAUAACUGUGAUAGGAGCUACUGGGAGAAGUGCAGCUAGACCGGUUCUUAAGAGUCGCACUUGUAUUCUGGGAGGCCAUGUGGUGAAGCAUUAGUUCCUAUAUAUGCCAGAGUGUCCGAUUCAACUUUUAGGACGAGAUCUAUUAUCGAAGCUUUAAGCUCAGAUAACCUUUUACCUAAUGGAUUAACAUCUCUGAAGUUUAAGGGAUUACCAGGCAUAAUGGUGAUAUCGGUGCCAAGGGAAGAAGAAUGACGCUUCUAUUCCAUAGUGACAAGUGUUAACCCUAAGAGUGAUGAAUCCUUAUUUGACAUUCCAGGAGUAUGGGAAGAAAAUAAUCCUCCAGGACUUGCUCGUAAUAUCCCACCAAUACAUAUUGAGUUAAAGCUCGGGGUGUAUCCUGUUAGCCUUUGUAUGUUGUUCUUUUAUCUACCCCAACAGCUGUAAAGGUGGCGGAAGUGACUCCUUGGAUUCAUCAUUCUAAAGUUAAACCAGCAGCAGACUCUUGGCAAGCUACUCCAGAUCCUGAGAAUCCUUGCAGGACCCGGUUGAAGCGUGCAACUCAGUCGGAGUGACGAGGGGAUAUCGAGACAUUCUAGUUAAAAGUCUACAAAGAUCAUCAAGUAGGUGUUUUGACGGCCAUAAUAAAGCCUGACCACCUGCCUACGUGUCAUAGCCAGAGUAUCUUGAAGGGAUCUCUGUGAAGGAAAGUGAGGAUCAGAAGAACAACAUCCUUGCAGCCCUCACAAUCGGGAAGCUGAGAGGCCAUCGCACGGUCGAAGAAAAAUGAGGAUUUCAGGAAUAAUGUGUUUUAUUGUGUCUUAGUAUUUUUAUGAUUUUUCAGGAAGGUAGGAGUACAGACAUACCGAAUUGCGAUAGUUGCAUUAAGACUACUAAAAUAGGUAACCAAAUAUCCCAAACUCUCAUCUGGCACUCACAGUAUGAAUGUAAGGGAUCUGUAUCUAAAUGUAGAUAUUUGGAUAUUGAUUAUAGUGUGUGCAAGCCAAUAUCAGGAGAGUCUAAAUGUUUUGAUCCCCAUUUCCAACCCCGUACAAUUUGGUUGGUAAUUCGGAAUAGUAACUCCCAGGGGACAUUAAUAAAUAGGACUGUGAUAAGCACCAUACAUUCCACGGGUAUUCUACUAUUUGAUGCAUGUAAGGCGAUUUCGGGUAGUGGAAGACUUUGGAAUGUAUGUGGUAAUCUUAAAUGGGAACGAACUUAUGGGUUUAAUGAUAAAUACUUAUGUCCCAGUAAAAGAUCUACUGAUCCUGAUUGCCCAAAUAGAGACUAACUUCUGCCCCUAUUGGUCAUGUGUAGGUUGGGCAACCUGGGAAAAACAGUGGAUCAAGAUAUGAUUAUCCAAAGGUUGCCUACCACACCAUACUGUAAAACUAUGUGUGCAACCCCGUUCACAUGACCAUUUCCAAUCUGCAGUACUUUAUUGACAGGUUUGGAGGUCUGUUUGGGUUCCAAAUAUAUGGCACAGGAGUAGAUUCAGGAACAAUAAUAUAUGUAGGUCUUGAAACUGAGACAGUGGCAACUCAAACUCAUCAGGUUUCUCAUUCCUUCUAUGAGGAGAUGAGUAUUGAGGAUAAAAUUCCCCAUAAUGUUAACAACCUAUUUAUUGAUUUGGCUGAGGGUAUUGCAGGUAGUCUUAAUGUAACUAAUUGCUAUGUGUGUGGAGGUACUAAUAUGGGAGACCAGUGGCCAUGGGAGGCAAAGGAAAUAUGGUACCCUGGCUCUGAGACAUAUGAACAACAGAUACCUUUCCAGUCUGAUCAUCAAGUAAGUACUAGAAGUAAAUUGGAAUGGUGGUUAAAAACCUCCAUUAUAGGUCAUGUUUGUAUAGCCAGGAAAGGGACAAUGUAUAACACGUCUGUAGGUGAGCUAACUUGCUUGGGACAAAAAGCCUAUAAUGUUAAUACUAAAAAUACUACUUGGUGGUCAGCUUCAAAUGUCUCGGAACCUACUAAUCCGUUUGCCAAUUACACUCAUUUAAGGGAGGUAUGGUUUGACUUAUCGGCUACAUCUAGUUGGAAAGCCCCAGCAAAUUUAUACUGGAUUUGUGGUAAGAAAACUUAUUCGGAGUUACCACAAGAUUGGGAAGGGGCAUGUGUAUUAGGUAUGCCAAAGCCAUCCUUCUUCUUGUUGCCAAUCGAAACAGGAGAGACCUUGGGAGUUAAGGUUUACGAUGUAAAUCAUAAAAGGGAGAGAGCAUCCUUGAAUAUAGGUAGCUGGGAAGAUAAUGAGUGGCCCCCUCAAUGUAUUAUUAAUUAUUAUGGACCUGCUACUUGGGCAGAAGAUGGCACUUAUGGAUAUAGAACUCCGAUUAUCUAUGCUCAACCGCAUUAUUAGACUACAGGCGGUAGUUGAGAUUAUUACUAAUGAGACAGCUCAAGUGCUUAAUCUUCUAGCUAAGCAAAAUACCAAGAUGUGAUCAGCCAUAUACCAGAAUAGGCUAGCCCUUGAUUACUUACUAGCAGUAGAAGGAGGUGUAUGCGGAAAGUUUAAUCUAAGUAACUGUUGUCUGCACAUAGAUGAUGAAGGGCAGGCAGUGGCUGAACUUACAAGCCACAUGGUUAAAUUUGAGCAUGUACCUACUCAGGUCUGGAAUGGGUAUAACCUAAGUAUUUGGUUUGGAAGUUGGUAUGAGCAGCUUGGAGGAAUUAAGACAUUAGUAGGAGGAGUAGAAUUUAUUAUAUUUUUUUGUGCCUCCUCCUGCCCUGUCUAAUUCCACUAGUGGUAAGGUCCCUACAUAGUAUUAUAGAGAGUACUAUAGAGAGAAAGACAGCGGCUCAUGUAAUGGCUGUCUGGAAGAUAUGAUCCCCUAGCCCGAAGAGAAUAUAUUCAGGAUGAAGAAUGUUGAAGGAGUUUUUAAGAUGCUUACAAGGUCUACUCUGGUUCAAUGGCUACUUGAGAGAUGUAGGUAAAACUGUGAUUGGUGAUGCAUCUGGAAUAAUGUUUUAUCAGAGGCAUCAAAAGGGGGGAAUGUGAUGGGAUUCCAGCAUGGUUAAAAUUUAGUAGGCCAAAAUCUCCAUGUGGCAUAUGUGUAUGUUGUGUCAGUUGGUUAGCUACAUGUAGCUAGGAUACUGUCAUCAGUGUACUGAGCAUGUGCAGGAAUGCAGGAACUGAAAUUGCACUUAUUUCCUUUGUCUUGGAUGAGCCAUGUGGUUUGACUAGAUGUACAAGUCUAUAUUCUGCUCAUUGAUUGGUCUGAGGAAUAUAGGAGGGGUUAUACUGUAUGGGAGGAGAUAUGCAGUUAACAAAAGUCCCAAGCCACAAGUAUAUGUCUCUCAGAAUGUUGGAACAGGAGUUCAUCUGAGACCCGAUCGGUAAUGUGAAUAAAGGCCUGUUACUUCCUGAAGACCUGUGUCCAAUAUUUCUGUGUUUGGCUUCUGCAUGCUUACACUGCAACAGUUUCACUGGUAAUAAUAAAUAAUUGAAAUGGGUAUAUAUUUGUUUUUUGUUAAGUUGCCUAAUAAUUAUGCACAGUAAUAGUCACCUGCACACACAGAUAUCCCCUAACAUAGCUAUAACUAAAAACAAACUAAAAACUACUUCCAAAAAUAUUCAGCUUUGAUAUUAAUGAGUUUUUUGGGUUCAUUGAGAACAUGGUUGUUGUUCAAUAAUAAAAUUAAUCCUCAAAAAUACAACGUGCCUAAUAAUUCUGCACUCCCUGUAUAUGAUUAUGUGUGUGUAUGUAUGUGCCUGUGACUAUUGGUCUCUAAUUGUGUGUGUGUGUAUAUUUGUGAUUGUGUGUAUAGAUCUGUGAUUGUAUAUGUAUGUGUGUGGUUAUGUGUGCAUAUGUAAAUAACUGUGUAUGUGUUUAGUAGAUAGCUCCCUAAGUUGAUAUCCUUAAGUAUGGCAAUCCCACAAGGAUAACAAAUAAGGGCGUUAUCUACUAAACAAAUUUAAUAAAAAAGGGCUUUUGAAGUUUUAUUAUAUAAAUUAAUUAUAUUAUAGAUUUUACAUGUGGCCCAAGACAAUUCCUCUGCACUCAAUGCGGCCCAGGGAAGCCAAAAGGUUGGACAGCCAUGGUUUACUGAGUAAUCCUCCUGAAUUCACCCGGCAACAGUACAUUUUAGGCCAUUACUGCAAACUAUUUGGGGGAAAAAAGCUGAUAGAAUUUUUUUAUUUCGCUAAAUUUGGCCAAAUUGAAAUUCUCUGAGGGAUACAUGACAUUUCAUACCUUUAUUUAAUUUACUAAACACUGAAUUGAGGUGAAUUUACAUAAGUUAUGAUAUAUUAGCCAAGAGGUGGAUUAUUCCACUGUUCGUAUUAUUGCCUGAUGGCUAGAAUGGCAAUUUUGCCAGUUUGUGAGUUUUAUUAUUGCAGGGUGAGGGUUCAAGUAUUUUAUUUCUCAUUGUUUAUUAUUAUUAUUACACACAAUUCUAAAUGUAGAACACUGAGCAAGAACCAAACACAGGAAAAUACCAGCGAGACGCAGAGCAGGAGAUAGACAGGCCCCACAGGAGGGGCGCUCUAUGUGCACCGACGUCACUUCCGGUCGGCGCCAGAUUGAAAGUAAUGGACUCGGAAGGAGGACUGGCUGAGUGUAAUGGGGAGCCCGAGGCGGAGGGGGACUCGGCGUCCGCGGGGGAAGAAGCUCCCGCUGUGUUUCUGUGUGACAAAUGCAAAAGUCCCCUGGGGGACACAUUUGCGUGGAAUGGCAGUGACAGUGAGGAGCGCAGUAUAAUGCUGAGAGGUAUAAACACUGAGCCCCAUCCAUUACAGCCAGGGGGAUACAGGGACAUAGAUAUAUAUAUACACACACACACACACCACACCACACCACACCACACCCCCCCCCCCCCAGGGGGAUACAGGGACAUAGAGAUAUAUAGACACACAGCCAGGGAGGAUACAGGGACAUACAUAUAUACACACACAUAUAUAUAUAUAUAUACACACACACACACACCCAGGGAUAGACAGAUGAGACAGCCAGGGAUACACAUACACACACACACACACACACACACCUAGGGAUAGACAGACAGACAGCCAGGGAUACACACACACACACACACACACACACACCCAGGGAUAGAUGACAGAGACAGCCAGGGGCAAGACAGACAGAGAGACAGCCAGGGAUACACACACACCCAGGGGAGGACAGACAGAGACAGCCAGGGGUGACAGACAGAGACAGCCAGGGAUACACACACACACACACACACACCCAGGAUGUGACAGACAGAGACAGCCAGGGAUACACACACACAAUCUAGGGGAUAGACAGACAGAGACAGCCAGGGAUACACACACACACACACCCAGGGGAUAGGACAGACGAGACAGCCAGGGAUACACACACACACACCCAGGGGGAUAGACAGACAGAGACAGCCAGGGGGGCAGACAGAGACAGCCAGGGAUACACACACACACCCAGGGGGAUAGACAGACAGAGACAGCCAGGGGGGCAGACAGACAGAGACAGCCAGGGACACACACACACACACACACACACACCCAGGGGGAUAGACAGACAGAGACACCCAGGGGGAUAGACAGACAGAGACACCCAGGGGGAUAGACAGACAGAGACAGCCAGGGGGGCAGACAGACAGAGACAGCCAGGGAUACACACACACACACACACACACACACACGAGGAUACACACACACACACACACAGCCAGGAGGAUACACACACACACAGCCAGGAGGAUACACACACACACAGCCAGGAGGAUACACACACACACAGCCAGGAGGAUACAGGGACACACAGCCAGGAGGAUACAGGGACACACAGCCAGGAGGAUACAGGGACACACACAGAGAGAGCCAGGAGGAUACAGGGACACACACAGAGAGAGCCAGGAGGAUACAGGGACACACACACAGAGAGCCAGGAGGAUACAGGGACACACACAGAGAGAGCCAGGAGGAUACAGGGACACACACACAGAGAGCCAGGAGGAUACAGGGACACACACACAGAGAGCCAGGAGGAUACAGGGACACACACACAGAGAGCCAGGAGGAUACAGGGACACACACACAGAGAGCCAGGAGGAUACAGGGACACACACACAGAGAGCCAGGAGGAUACAGGGACAUACACACAGAGAACCAGGAGGAUGGACACACACAGAGAGCCAGGGUUAUAUAGGAUACACAGCCAGGAGGAUAGACACACAUCAGGCAGGGGCACAGCCAGGCAGGGGCACAGCCAGGGACACGGUACGCACAGCCAGGGACACGGUGUCAGGGCUUACCUGGGUUGGGAGUCCGGCAGGCAGAGCUGUAUGCUCACCCUUGCAAGUAAAAACAGGCCAAGGUGGUCAGCUAAGAAUUCACCUGGCCUGUGAGUCAGUGCACGGGGGCUGUGCAGGAUAAUUCUCCAAGUUGCAGUACAGGAACGGAUAAAGCAGGAGAAUCGUCGUGGGUAAGCCAGAGGGUGCCAGAAAUCAGGAUUAACGAGAAGAAAGCCAAGGUCAGAGGAUGCCAGAAGUCAGGGUACGGUACCAGAGUCAAGGAACUGACACUGCCUUCUGGGAGAGGCAGUGUUUUAUACCUGGCUAAUGAGGCCAUCAGCUGCAGGUGUGCUGAGAAUGUUAGAUACAGGAUACACAGCCAGGUAUACACAGCCCGGGCCGCAGGGUACACAGACCAGGAUACAGGCAGGGACACAGGAUACAUCAGGCAGAUACACCAGGCAGGGACACAGAGUGCACAGGAAUAGCUACAGAAUACAGAGGCAGGGCUACAUCAGGUAUGGCUUCAGGGUGCACAGGCAGGGCUACAUCGGGUAUGGUUUCAGGGUACACAGGCAGGGCUACAUUGGAUAUGACUUCAGGAUACACAGGCAGGGCUACAUUAGGCAGGGCUACAGGGUAGACCAGGAAUGGCUAGAGAAAACGCAGGGUUACAUCAGGUAUGGCUUCAGGGUGCACAGGCAUGGCUACAUGGUACAUAAGCAGGGCUAUAGUAUACAGACAGGGCUACAUCGGAUAUGACUUCAGGAUACACAAGCAGGGCUACAGUACAGCCCAUAAAUAGCUACAGGAUACACAGGCAUGGCUACAAUAUACAGGCAUGGUUACAGUAUACACAAGGAAUGGCUACAGUAUACAGGCACAGUUAAUGUGUAGACCAGGGGUGGCUACGGUAUACAGACAGGGCUACAGUUCAGCCCUAGCUUUGACACUUGUUAUUAACCACUUAGUGUGUUCCCAGAGCCACUCCUACCUAAUUAUCCCUGGGUCUGUAAUCCUGCACAUAUUCUGUACAUAUUCCUAAAAAAAUUGCGUAAUGGAAAUAUAGAGCUGGUUGUGAUGUGUUUGCAUUUCAAUACAAAAUUUCAAGUUACUGUUGUGGAUAUCUCAAUGUGGACUUUGGAAUGUCCUCAUUGGGCACAUAAACUCAAGUAAUCAUGUUUCCACAACUUGACAUGGAAAUUAGGCACAAAAAAAGCCAUACAACAUAUAUACAAGUUUUUGGUAAUAAAGGAGUAAAGUAUAUAACAUUUAAAUUGUGAAAGCAAACGAUAGCCACUUGGUACCCAACAGUACUUCCAAUGGCACCCUCAUUUUAUUUGCAGGCGUUGCAUCAAUUAAAACACAGCACACUUUUUUAAUGCAUCUCCCUUGUAAUUUUUUUUAAACUCAUCAGUAACAUCGGUAUCCUCUAAAAUACUUUCUCUAAUAUUCCUCAUGUCUAUAUUUCUCUUUUUAUUUAGUUUUUAAAAUAACCUCUGUUUCAACCUCUUAAAGGACCACUCUAGGCACCCAGACCACUUCAGCUUAAUGAAGUGGUCUGGGUGCCAGAUCCAGCUAGGGUUACCCCAUUUUUUCAUAAACAUAGCAGUUUCAGGGAAACUGCUAUGUUUAUGAAUGGGUUAAGCCUUCCCCUAUUUCCUCUAGCGGCUGUCUCAUUGACAGCCGCUAGAGGCACUGAAAAUCACAGUGAGAGCACGCCAGCGUCCAUAGGAAAGCAUUAUGAAUGCUUUCCUAUGUGACCGGCUGAAUGCGCGCGCAGCCAGCCGACGGGGAGGAGAGGAGGAGGAUCGGAGGAGGAGAGCUCUCCACCCAGCGCUGGAAAAGGUAAGUUUACCCCUUUCCCCCUUCCAGAGCCGGGCGGGAGGGGGACCCCGAGGGUGGGGGCACGAGUAUGUUUUCCUGGCAGGGGUGUAGGGGUGCACAACCUUCAUCUAUAUAUAUAUAUGCCAAAUCACUGACUGACUGAAAUUCUUACAAGGGGGUCACAGCCACAUGAUGCCAGUGAGAUUGUUGUCCUUCAAGUACACUGAUUCUACACUUAAAUACACAUUUAUAUUCACACACUGGCAACCACGUAAAUUAAUUCCUGCAUUCACACAUACUCUGACCUUACACCUAUACACUCACUUCUGUUUUCAUGUGCACAAGUAUUCCACAAACAUACUCUUGCAUUCACUAGACAAAUACACCCUACUUUUACAAACAUAAACUGACUAAUCUACAUUUCCCUCAUUUCACACUACAGAAACUAAAUAAUUAAUUCACUAAACAGUAAAUCAUGCUUAUAGUCACAAGAACUACCACCACUUAAUAUAGUUCUUGUGUCUAUAGCCUGUACCUGCUGUCUCUUUAAUGUUUUCAUUACUGCUUUGGAACACCUCUAGUUGCAGUCUCUCAGGUGCCUACUAGAGAUGGUUCCUGGGUCAGAGAUGGACAGUGUGCAGCACUGAUGUUCAGCGUCUCCCUAUAGAGAUGCAUUGGUUUUAAAAGGUUCUUACAGGAGGAACGCAACUAGUGGAUGUCAAACUUGACAAAUCUAAACCAAUCCAAUGCCUUCCCAUAGGAAGUUGCACAUGUUCAGCAAAACACACUGCGCCAAUCCGCAUCUCCUCAUAGAAAUGCAUUAAAUCAGUGCAUCUCUGUGGGCAGCGUUCACUGUUUCCAUGCAGAGCUUGAAGAUGCUAAAUGUCACUGCUGCACAUUGUACAGCACUGACCCAGGAAGCACCUCUAGUGGCCCUCAGAGUGAUGCUCUGAAAAGGCAGUGUUUACAGUUUUAAAAAGCCUGGAAGGCAGGCAGUAGACACCAAAACAACUACAUUAAGCUGCAGUUGUUCUGGUGACUAUAGUGUCCCUUUUAUUGAGAUGAAGUCUGGGUUCCUUUUAGUGGUUUGUUUAAGAAAACACUGCUGUCUGUUCUGCUCAGCACUACUCCCUGUUUAGUGCAUAGCCCCCAUAACUUCUAUAACACAGUGUAGCUUAGAGAGACACUAGUAAUUCCUAUCUUCUUAAUUCCUAAGAGACCCAUGCUCAUCUCACUUAAUGACAAUAUUGUUUUAUUUAUGAGCAAAUAAAGGAUAACUUCUGUCAUAAAAUAACUACUACUUUUACUAUACUAUAAUGCAACCUAGACCUGCUAGUGUCAGCCAGGCAGCAAAAUCCAGAGGGUAUUUUAUGCAAUACCUGGUCCAUUGCUGGCCUGUGUCAUUGUUCUGGUGCUUGUGGGAUGAAGUUGUUCUGGCCCUCUGUUCUCCUGAUGAUUUGGGUGGACUGGCUAUCCUGGUUUUAGAGAGACUCACUGCCACUAAUUCUUCUGGGCAGCAACAGCUAGGUCUGUUUUGGAAGCAGAGACCAUGCUGAGAUAUUUCUCCGACGUUACUGCCAUUGUUGUAGUUUGCACUAUAUGACCACAAAAUAAUGUUUGCUGAUUAUAAAGAGUUUCUACAUUAGAGUUUUCAUAUCAUGGAUUGUGUUUAAAGGGAUCCUAUAGUGCCAGUAAAACAAAGCCGUUUUCCUGGCACUAUAGGGUUAAUAGGUUCCCCUCUCUCCCCCCCUCCCACCAGUGGAGAUCUAAUGCACAUGUGCGUCAAUUGCCGUGUGCGCAUUUGACCUCCCCAUAGGAAAGCGUUAUUCAAUGCUUUUUGUAUUUAUAACGUCAUUCUAAAUGUAUUUUGAUUUAAAUAUAUAUGUAUAUUGAUAUCAAAAUACAGUUAUAACACAUUUAAACCAGUAUCUAAUUCUUUUAAAAUGUAAUUUUAUUUAUUCAUUUUUUCAAUUAUUUAUAUAUUCAUUAUUUAUAUAUAUAUUUUUUAAUAUUAAAAUACACUUAGAAUAAUGGAUUGUGUAUGUGCAUAUAAAAAGUACUUAGAUCAUAUCUAUAUGAUCUAAGUACUUUUAACUUUAUUAAACUUUAAAAAAAACUUUUAUUUACUUUCUAAACUUUUGUGCAGGCAUGAGGGGGGAAAGCCUGAGAGCUCAUGCACUCCCUCUGCAGGCACUCACAAGCCGGCUAUUCCGGCCAUGUGAUCGCGAGGACCAGAGGUUUAAAAAAAAAAAAAAAAAAGUUUGUGAAUGUAAAAUAUUGUCGUGGUCAAUAAAUGAAUUUACAAUUUAAGCCAAGCAAUGUAGCAAUUUUAACAGCAAUUGCAUUACUUUCUAGCUGUUUCUACGUAUGUGACUGUGGAAAAAAAACGCAUGCUCUCAAGACAUGCACAGGAGUAUGGCUGGUGAGUAAACCAAUUUACAGAGUUUUUUUAUUUUUUUUUUAAAGUAAAUAGAAAAUCAUUUUUGUGUUCUUUUUAAGUUACUGACAUAGAGAUUCUGGGCGACAGGGCUUGAUAGAUUUGUUUGGAAUCUAGGAGCCAGCUAAAAUAGUUAGGAGCCAGUCAUUUUCAAUGAGAAAAAUGCAGUUCUUAAAGGGACACUAUAGUUGUCAAAACCACUACAGCUUGAGGUAGUUGUUCUUGUGUCUAUAGCCUGCAGGCUUUUCAGUGUAAAUACUGCCUGUUCAGCGAAAACAUUGCUGCUUAGUAACACCUUUAGGGACAGUCAUUCCGAGUGAUGUCAUAUUCCGGCUCCCGGCAUCAUUAAACAGCACAAGGGAGCAGAGAGAGGCUGCUGGAAGAAUACUGCUCCCUCGCGCACCGCCUACAAUGCCCUCCAAGCUGCCUCGGGCGGCCGCCAGCCUCCUUGCUGCCUCCGAGGGCCGCUUGUUUCCAGGUUGCUCCAAUAUUCCCCACUGCAGCGGCCACCUUCAAAGCUCUCUAUCUAAAGAGUUGGCAAAUCCCAGUCGACAGGGCGAAAUUUCUAGCCUGGGAUUUGUCGAGCCCUGCGGUACGAUGUGUAAGUUUUAUAUUUUCUUAGUUUGAUAGCGCGAUACCUAUUAACUUAAUCUGCCUGCCAUGGUCUGAUGCAGCUUGGUAAGUUCCUGUUUUCGAAAUAGUUUGUCAAUUCUUUGGCUGAGAGCAGUCAGCUCUCCGGUAACUGAGCCAGGGUAUUCCUAGCAUUAUUAGUGGUUAUGACUUGUUAAAUGUUGUGCUUAUGCAUUUUUCAGAAAGUACUCAGGCUAUUAGUCACAAACUUUCUCCUGUUUUUUAAAAGGGGAGGAUAAAUAACCCUUUUUUUUUUUUUUUUGGCACAUCGUUCAAAUUAUCUGUAUUAUGUAAAUAAAUGCAUGAUUUACUUAUGCAGGAAUCAUCUUUGCUCUUUAUUAUCUAAAUGGUUAUCUUAACAUAUAUUUUUUUUUUGGUCCCCAAUAUAGCGUAUUUGAAAAUUUGAUAUGCAGUGGUUGUAAGACAGAAAUUGGGAAAAUUUACAGAUGCACCCCAAAGCACCUAGAUUACAAAAGGGAUAUUUUUUGCCUUCAUGUUGAUGCUGUUGACAGGUAAGCAGGAGGGCAGGUCUGUGGUUGUGAAGCUAACAAUUUAGGCAUGGAUAAUUUCUACUGAGCUAUAUAUUGGGAUCCAUAUUGUGGUAGCUUUGGGAAAUAUCACAUGUACAGUGAGGGGAAAAAAGUUUGAUCCCCUGCUGAUUUUUUUGACGUGCGUUUUUUUGUUUUUGUUUUUUUUGGGGGGGUUAUUCUGUCUCUCACUGUUAAAAUACACCUACCAUUAAAAUUAUAGACUGAUCAUUUCUUUGUCAGUGGGUAAACAUUCAACAUCAGCAGGGAAUCAAAUACUUUUUUCCCUCACAGUACUUAGAGGUAUCCCAUCUUCCCAUCCUAUCCCAUGUACACCAACACACACUGUUAACUAGUAACGCAUAUGCAUAACCAGACACAUUUGGACAUUUCUUACAAACUUGCAUGUAUACACACACACUUUCAAAUAUAUUAUCUUUCCUCUCUAUGCUUUUUAGUUAUGUCUUAGGGUCUUCGUGUGUGCAAGUCUUUUCUGAUACUGAAGAACCUGUGACAUUUGAAAGCCGAAUGGCACUGGAGGAAGAAUUUGUUAAGGUAAUGAAAAAUGAAUAAAUGUUCUAUUGUGGGAACUCCUGGGUCCUGGUUUAGACUGUGGGUAUAUAGAUAUCCACUUUACCAAAUAAAAAAAAAAAAAAGUGCUCACCCAUACUUUAAAAACUAUGCUUUUAUGGUCCUCGAAAUCUGGAUCCUAGAGCAGCGUUUCACUAUGAACAUGCAGAACCCUUCUGCUGCCAGAGUUGUACCUUUACCUCCAGCAGCAUCAUUGGGGUGCAGUCAUCUGGAGCAAAAUUUCUGUACUGACUAACGUUAGUUCGGAGCAUGUUUGGCCUCUGUCAGCGUACACAGCACGCAGGCGAGAGACAGACAUGGCAGCACUGCUCCUCACAGCCUGCUCUCGCUGACAUUUUUCCCCCUCAAGCAAGGAUGAGUGAUGUCAGAAGGAUUGGGCUGUUAGAAUAACUCUUUUAUUUGUUUUUGUAACACUUUAAUGACCUAUUGUGAUGUUCAUGCCUUAUGCUUAAAAUACUGUACACUACUUUUUUUUAGAUUUGUAUUUUAUAUUUUUAGCAAAUAUUCCAGUUUGAAUUGCUUAACAUUUGCAUGAACAUUGUUAUUUAAAUAGCUAAUCUAUUCUCAAAAUCACAAGACUCUGAAACUCUCUAUACAACUGGCAAAAACCUACAUAAGAGGUACUCAAUGAACCCUAACCAGCACAGUUUUGAAUUGGUGUGAGGAAUCCCCUGGUGCUGUCCCAUGGUUGGUAGUAAAAUAUAUAUGUAUGUGUGUGCUGGCGCUGUAUCAACUGCAUCAUAUCCUCUCCAGCAGAAAAAUGCCAGCUUGCUCGAUAGAACAAUGCAGGACUGCUCUUACUGGCUGAGUGAGUUCCUGCAUUGUCAGCGUUGCUCCAGAGAGACGUACAGCUCCCUCUGCUGGAUAACACUGGAUGCGCUCAGGUGCUGGCACUGCAUAUACUACAGUGGGCUGUAGUUGUUAUAGUUCUUGGAGUGUUCAUUUAAACCAUCUAAUAUUGUAAAGCGCUACGUAAUCUGUUGGCGCUAUAUAAAUGGCAAUAAUAAUAAUCUGUUCCUAAGGUUCUAUGAGUACAUUAUGAUUUCCCUGUGUUUUGACUUUUUUGGCAGUACUCCAAUAAAAUAUGCUUGUUAUUCUGAAAGAGAAUGGUUACCCGGUCUGUAUUUGUCUGCAUUGCUAAAAUAAGCGCCAUAAAUAAACCUAGGACAAACAUGCCUAUGGAUGAUGCUUAUUUCUCACUACUGUUUGUGCAAAAAAGCUUCAUUACCAAACCAGAGAUGUCUUUUAAGAUGUCUAGAGGUUUGUUUAAAGGCCAUGUUAUGUAAGCAUGUAAAUAAUGCAUUCCAAUCUACAGACUAGUUUCAUUUUUAAACUGUAUGCCAAAACACCAUCCUUUCUAUCUUAUUUUACAGGCCAAUACAGUCCUCACAAUACUAAAAGCCAAAGUGGCAGCCAUUGAAAAGAGAAUUUUACAUGACAAAGGCUAAAUGGACCAUUGGUUAAGCAGACAGCCAUUUUCCUGAAAACACUGAGUAUCCAUGCUGGGGGGGGGGGGGAGUGGUGAAGGAGCUGUGAUUUCCUCCUACCCCAUUUUUUUUAUUGGAUUUUUUUUUACGUGUAAUUAUGAAAGAACAGAUGUAAAGAACAUGCGAUACUUCCUGGGCCACAUCUUUUGACUUUACCCGUGUUUAGCAUUUGCAUAAUUAUAAAUCUGCUCUUUAAAUGUGUUGUGCCUCAGCUGCGAUCAAUACUGGGAGCACACUACUAUCUGAUGGUUUCCUGCUUUUCAUGAACAGGGAGGGUUGGUUAAAAUGUGUUCUAGUUUCCUUUUGGUCCGAGAUCAAUUUGGCUGGGAAAAGCCAAAGACAGCUGCCUCUGAGUCCCUACAAUCCUUCUGGUGUAUUGAAUAGUAACCAACUCAUGAAUAAGUGAUUGCUUCCAGAAUCUUCAUGAAAAGCACAUACAUCUGUGCCUUCGAAGCAUGAUUUAAGGUUUACAGUCUUCUAGAUUCUGCAUGAAAUUAAUAUCAUUGUAAUGAAGAAAUGUGUUCACUUCUGUGAAUUUGUUUUUGGCAAACAUUAUAUUUCAUCUUGUCACGACACCAGUGUAAUUUUUACAUUUUCAAUGUUAUACUUUUAAAUUUUAUCGUGUAACUGUAAAAGCUCUCCAGCAAAAGGAGCACAAUAGGCACCAUAACCACUGUAGUGGUUAUUGUGUAAGUAGUGUGGCAGGGUUAUUUUACCAAAGUGAAUUCUCACUUUAAUAAAUAAUCCUGUUACCUUGUUUGCGUUUCUUCUCCCGGACCCCUAUCAAACUGCCACAACCAGCAUUUUACAAAAAUGGGGGAAUAACCACUGCAGUAAUCUGUAGUGGUUAUGGUAUUGCGGUGACAUAUUUAAAGGGGAACUGUCACUUAUUAUGUUGUUAUUUAACAAAUAUGUAUUAAUGAGGUAUGAGAACUCACAUGACUUUAUCCUGCAAGCGAGUAAACACAUCUUAGCUCCCUGACAAUUGUAAAACCACCUGUCCUUUGUAUCUUCCAUAAGUUCAAAGUGAUUUUCAGUGUUUUAUUCAAUUGUGUAAUUUGCAGGAAAGUCACAGUUUAUCUUUAAUGAUUAAUGAAACAGACCAUUCAAACCACAUGGAGAUGCAUAUUAAAUCUUGUGGCAAAGUGACUUACCUGGGUUAAUAUGCUUGCUCAGAUUUGACAAGUUUUGGCCCAAAAACUUGAAUGCCACCCAGUUCUACUCUCAGCAUCCUAUUCAAAAUGUAGUGGGACCCCAUGACCAUAAACAUCAUGCUUGGUUACUGCCUCUGCACAUUGUCAAUAGAUCUUGUAUAUAGUUAAAUAUAUUUUUUUUGUAUUGACUGAAUAAAAGUUCAUUUCUACUUGACCCAA
This is a messenger RNA of Pelobates cultripes (western spadefoot toad), 25459 nucleotides long. The record is from the annotation of a GenBank genome assembly. Lineage: Eukaryota; Metazoa; Chordata; Amphibia; Anura; Pelobatidae.